UAAAUAUUGACAAGUGUCUUCGUAUGCUUUCUUCCCUUGAAAACUCUUUUUCUUCCCUCCCUACUCGUUGAUCGAUUCUCACCUUCUCCUUCUCAUUUUCCUCAAGCUUUCAAUGCAGAGUCGUUGACAAGACGCAACUUCACAAUGGAUGCUGCGCAGGCGUCCUUCGUGUCCAAAGCUAGAACGGCCUUCAGUUCCGCGGCGGCUAAAGCGGAGCGCGUCUUCACUGAUCUCAAGUCCCAACGAGAAGAGGAGGAGCAACCAACGAGGAAUCAGAAUUACUCUAAGGGGUGGAGAACUGCACAUAUUAGGAAAAAGCAAGAGUGGCAAAAUAAACUGAAUAACUUAAGAAUUGGGAGGAGGAAAGAAGUCCAAGAUCAAGACAAAGUUGAGGAUUCAACCAUGGCUAUUCCUUUUUAUGACGCAAAUUUAUAUAUUCUCAAAGCAAAGCAAGAACAAGAAGCCAAGGAAUCUGAUGUUGGCUACUUGGUAGAGACUCUAAAUGCUGUUGAUGUCAACAGUAUUCCUCGAGCAUCCAUUGUGAAACAGUUGGCUGUAGCCAUCAAAGCUGGAAAAGGGGCUAAGACUAUGAAAGACUUUGUUGCACCGUCUGGAAAUUCAUCACCAGUGAAGGAGAAGGGGGGCUUGAGCCUCUCUGCCGUGAAAUCACUGGUUCUUGGUGAACAAGAGGACAAACUUGGUUUUGAUUCAGGAGACGAGAAAAAACUUGCGUCUCUAAUAAACUCCUUGUUUAAUGUUGACGGUAACUUCCUCAUCAGAAUGAUUGUCUCUGAUUUGGGGUCUCCUAGCAACAGAGUAUCUUUCACAAAAGAUCUUCAUGCUGCUCCCCCUGAUAGCUUUGUUGUUAAGCUAGCUGAAGUCAUUGGAAGUUUUACAACACCAACGAGAAUGGCUUUGUUCUGGUGCAAAGUUGUUAAUGAAUUGAGGAGGUUUUGGAAUGAAGAGAAACGCAUUCCAUGCAUACCUUUGGACGAGAAUCCAGACUUAAAAAGUUGCCUACUUCACCAGUGGCUACAGGUUAUAAACUGCUGUCUUGACAGGAGAGCGCGCUGCAUAGCUGCUUCUGAAGCAUUAGAUGCUGCAAUGAGCCAAGCCAGUUCAGCCAAUGAGGAGUCUGACAAUUCAGAAGAAAUGGGUUCUCCUGUUUCUCUUUUGUUUGCUAAAAAUAGCACAGGGGAACUCGUACUCCGGUUAGGGGCUCACCACCAAGUUGAAAACUUAAUAAUGUUGGAAACUGGUGAACCUGUGUAUGCCCCAGUAACGCAGGAUGGUCCUCUCUUGACAGAAGAUCUUAUUAAAGAAACAGAGGAACUAGUAUUGAGGACAGGGAGCAUGGGAGCUGGAUGUUCUCAGCUCUUGUCUGACAUGCAGGCUUUCAAGGCAGCAAACCCUGGAUGUACGUUGGAAGAUUUUGUGAGAUGGCACUCUCCUCCAGACUGGACUGAGAAUGAUACCUCUUCUGGAGAUGACUCUUCUCCUCCGAGAGGUCAAUUAAGUAUCCGUAUGCGAAAAGCAGGUAACUUAUGGCGAGAGCUGUGGGAAACAGCUAAACCACUGCCUGCUGUUAAACAAACUCCUCUCUUUGAUGAAGACUUAGCUGUGGAAGGAAUCUUGAAUUCUUUGGAAGACAUUCCAGCUGCUGAACUUUUCGAGCAGCUGUUUGUUUCUCUUGUUGCACUAGGAUUUGUGAUGGUGGAGCCAGUAAUAUCCACAAACGAUGACUUGUCAAAGCUAUUCUUCGAGUGCAAGGAUUAUGUAGUGGCCAUUUGCGAGGGAGGCGCAUGUACUGAUAAGCUUGAUGAUCUCUGCCAGGUGUAUGAAACCGUGGAAGCAAUGUUGUUACGCCCAGAAAGAGUUUUGAGAACAAUGAAGCAAACAGAGAACUCGCUAUCAGGUGGGAACGGAACAAAACAGCGGUUCAAGAGGCUCAGUUUCAUAUUCCGUGGUAAAGAAGGAAACCAGAAAAGAGUUCCAUCAGAAACUGAACAGAAAAGUUUCGAGCCUGCUCCAGCUGUUUUCUGGUCGUUCUGAUGAAAAGUUCUCAUAUACCCUGAAAAAUGGGACUCUUGUCUGAAUACUCGUUAUUUACUUUUUAUCUGGUUUUGAGUCAUAUUUCUCAAUUUGUUGGUAAUUGUAUAUUUAUAUCAUUCAAAAGCAUUUCUCAGAUGGGAACUUACAUCUGAUGAAAAUGAAUAAGAUUGUUUAGUCUUCU
This is a messenger RNA of Raphanus sativus (radish), 2233 nucleotides long. RefSeq lists its product as uncharacterized. Gene Ontology annotation, biological process: positive regulation of GTPase activity. NCBI's taxonomy places the organism in Eukaryota, Viridiplantae, Streptophyta, Magnoliopsida, Brassicales, Brassicaceae. The transcript has 14 exons. Gene Ontology annotation, molecular function: GTPase activator activity. The record is from RefSeq and is a predicted model, not a curated record. Bases 145 to 2052 code for a protein of 635 amino acids.